AUGCCUGCAUUUGACGACGAUGACGAUAGAUCCCAGGACGAUUUCGACAAUGACAACGAUAAUGAUGAGACCAUGCAGGAUCUCGAUGAGGGGGAUGGCGACGGCGACGGCGACGGCGAUGGCGAUGCUGACAUAGAAGCCGAUGCUGAUGAGGGCGAGGGGGAAGAUGAAGGCGAAGCUGAAGGAGAUGGGGAAGGGGACGACGAUGAUGAGGCGGGAAGCCAGUCUGGGGGCAGUCAGAAGUCCGACAAUGAGGAAGUCUCCGGUGACCCCCCAGCCACACAAGAAGGCCAACAAUCUGCAGCCAUACAAGCCGACGAGGCUCGGGAGGCUGCAGCUCGUGCCAUUAUAGCACCCGAGUACCUCGAUGCGGCUACCUACGAUAUUGUUCCAACAAUCGCUGCUCCCCAGAGCACCUCCAUCAACACUGUUUGCGCCACAAGCGAUAUGCGCUGGGUGUUUACUGGUGGUUCCGAUGGCUAUAUUCGCAAGUUCAAUUGGGUGGAUUCUGUCAACUUCAAACUCGCUCUCACAGUGGCCCAGCGCCAUCCUUUCGUGGACAGCGUUGUCAAAGCUGGAGUUCUCAUGACUUACUGGGAAAAUUGGGAUGCUAGGCCGCAGACAACCCAGGUCUUGUCUCCCGUCUACUCUCUUGCCUGUCAGAGCCAAGCUCUCUGGUUGCUCUCUGGCACAGCGUCAGGCCCAAUCCGCAUGCAGUCGAUCCGACACGAUGAGGGCAGAGAGAUUGCUCUCCUGAAAAAGCACACCUCUGCAGUAUCUGUCUUAACAUUAUCCUCGGAUGAAAAGAGUUUACUCUCCGGUAGCUGGGACAAGAGUGUGUUGGAUUGGGAUUUAGAAACCGGUCAAGUAAGGACGACCUUCGCCGCAAGCGCUAGUCAGAUAUCCGCCAUCGAGUCGCGUCCACUCUCCUCAGUCCCCGUGCCGGCUGAGUCAGGAGAAGUGAUCGUAACCAAUGGAACGUUGUCUUCGACUGAUGUGAAAGCGAACGGAAUAAAGAACGAACAACUUCCGAGUCAGGAUGUUCGGGAAGAGCCGAAUGUUGCCACGCCAGAUUCGCUGUUCGGAGAUGGCGAUGAUGAUCUCUUUGGCGAUGGAGCUGCAGGCGUAAUCGGCAACGGAGGUGACCUGACAGAUGCUUUCGGCGAGCCAGACGACGAAAUGACUCGGGCGAUAGCCAAUGGAGCUCAGCCAGAAGAAGUGGUCGACCAUGAAAUGCCGGAUGCCAGUCAACCCUCCGGCGAGACCGUACCAGCCCCUCCAAUGAGCACACUAUCUCAGGAUGCUCCGAAUGCGACGACCAACGGGAUAAGUAAUACGGACGAACAGCCACUUGCAAAUGGCUUGCCUCAUGCAGACGAUUUGGAGAAACAGGCUGAUGAGCCAGAGCAAGCGCAGGAAUCCGAAGCACCUCCCACCUCAGACUCGACAUUCCUUGCGACAUCUAUAGACGGCGCGAUCCGGGUCUGGGAUCGGAGACAGUCUAAGCCAGUUGCCAGGAUUUUGCCGCGGAACACGCCACCGUGGUGUCUCAGUGCAUGUUGGUCAGUCGAUGGUAAUUGCAUCUAUGCAGGCCGACGUAACAACACGGUGGAAGAGUAUGACCUACGGAGAGGACUCAAAGCACCAGAACGAGUUUUCCGCUUCCCAAAUGGAAGUGGUGCGGUUACUUCGGUCAAGGCUAUGCCGAACGGCCGUCAUCUUAUAUGCGCUUCGUAUGAUAUCCUUCGAUUGUACGACCUGAAGGAAUCUCAAGCCCAGCGAUCAACAGUACCGUUUUUGAUCGUUCCUGGCCAUCGAACUGGCACAGUGUCUCAUCUAUAUCUCGACCCAGCGUGUCGAUUCUUGUUGUCGACAGGAGGUAAUCGAGGAUGGGAAGGUGCGUCGACGGAAGUCCUCUUGGGCUAUGAGAUCGCAGUACCUAGCCGCUGA
Messenger RNA from Exophiala xenobiotica, 1950 nucleotides. RefSeq lists its product as uncharacterized. The record is from RefSeq and is a predicted model, not a curated record. NCBI's taxonomy places the organism in Eukaryota, Fungi, Ascomycota, Eurotiomycetes, Chaetothyriales, Herpotrichiellaceae. The coding region runs from base 1 to 1950 and encodes 649 amino acids. The transcript has a single exon. Gene Ontology annotation, molecular function: protein binding.